AUGCCGUUCGAAAUAGCCCGAGAGUGGUCGUCGUAUCAUCUGAUACCCCAAUCAGUCGAUGUCGCCUUGAAUCCACCCGAAUCCUACUUCUUCGUAACCGACUUCCUGAUCAUAGCCUGCGGUAUACUCUAUACGCUCUGCUACAUCUUCUACACCAUCCGAACCUACUCGGACCGUUACCUAGCUGGUACUGUACAGUUUCUUUCCGCGACCAUGGCGUACGAGAUAUACUACGCGUAUAUUUGCACCACCACUACAUUCCAGAGAGCUUGCUUCUUUGUGUGGUUCUUGUUCGAUAUUACAUUCGUCACUGUAGCGCUCAAGUAUGCGUACAAGCCUGAGGAGAGGAGGAGAACGAUCAUGAAGCUGUUGUGGCAGGUGCCGGCUUGGAUGGCCUUUUUGUGGUGGGUUGGGACGGUGUGGCCGGAUGAGAGGGAGCAAAAGACGGCGUUCUUCACGGGGUUGUAUCUGGAAUUGCCGAUUGGUUGGGGACAGAUUUUGUAUUUGGUUCAGCGACAGGAUACCAAAGGGCAGAGUCUGGAGAUUUGGAUUACGAGAUAUCUUGGGUGCAUUACGGCGUUUCUGGUGUUCAUAUGGAGAUAUGUCAACGUACCGGAGAACUGGUCAUAUGUCGGCAACUGGUGGAGUAUCGGUGGCAUGAUCGUCACGCUGCUGCCAGAGACAGUGUAUCCGUUCUUUUACGUCUGGGCGCAUCGGAAAGAGAGGGAAAACACAAGAAAGAAGAAUGCGUGA
This is a messenger RNA of Alternaria incomplexa, 753 nucleotides long. RefSeq lists its product as uncharacterized. Lineage: Eukaryota; Fungi; Ascomycota; Dothideomycetes; Pleosporales; Pleosporaceae. Bases 1 to 753 code for a protein of 250 amino acids. The transcript has 2 exons. The record is from RefSeq and is a predicted model, not a curated record. Gene Ontology annotation, molecular function: lyase activity.